AUGGUUUGUAAAGCGGUUGCUUUUGGAUUCAUUGUACCUCCCGCUGCAGCUGAAGGAAAACAGCACCAAAAGGGUUCGUCGGCAACAAAAUACAACAAACUUCUGUCAGUGCUUUUACCAAAAAAGUUGAAACAACAUAUUGCAGUCAAUACUACAAAACAGGCUACAGUUUACAAAAACAAUAUCAGUAAUAAUGUUACCGUAGAAGAAGAUGAAGAUGGUGUAGUUACAAGUGGUAUUCUUAAUAGCAAUUCUUCAAAGCGAAGACAAAAAUGGAAAAGAAAUCAUCGCGCUUAUUUGUGCACUUUUGGAAAUUGGUUCGAUGCUGUUUCGAUAUUCUCAUACUGGGCUGAUGUUAUCUUAAGUGUCUACGAAUACCCUAACUUAUCCUUAUUUAAAGCGUUGGGUGCUAUGCGUCCUAUUCGUCUUUUGUCGAUGCUGCGAGGUACAGCUGUCAUUUUAAGGUCAUUAGAAACUAGCUGGCAGCUCAUUUUGGCUGUAGCAGGAUUGAUCCUUUUCUUUCUUGUCAUAUUUGCCUUGCUGGGAUUGAUCUCUUUUCAGGGUGUAUUUGCUAGACGAUGCUAUUUCACAGCAGAAGACAGCUCAUUGCAAUUGGUGGAACCUCCUCUAUAUUGUGCAGGUUAUUACAACAAUACAUUAAUUACUGGGCCAUACAAUAUCCGUACAGGUGACAAUGAAGCCCCAGGGACUUAUGGAUAUAUAUGUCGGGAUGGCCAAGUCUGUAUUCAGGAUCCUGCCAAUAACCCAGAGUAUGGCUUCGUCAAUUUCGAUAAUUUCUUCAACUCUUUUCUGAGUGUCUACACCACAAUGUCUUUGGAGCUGUGGACGGAUUUAAUGUAUCAGACGCAAGAAGGUGAAUCAAGUAUUUCAGCCCUUUAUUACUGUUUGGUAGUGUAUAUUGUAGCGUUUGUUUUGUCAUUUUUACUAUUUGCUGUGGUCACAUCUGCAUUUGCUCGUGUUCGUGCCGAAAGCGCUAUGAGCGCAUUCACCGCCAGAAAGAAAGGCUAUUCUUUAUUGAGAAUGGCCGACGGGCUUGAUGACGAAGAGGCAAUGUGGAUGUUCGAUAAUUCGCCUGAUGAAUUUGGAAAAGGAGUUACACGUUUAAGGUUACGCUGGUGGAUUGUCCGUCUUGUUAAGAAUAGAGCCUUUUUCUAUUUUGGUGGUUUGUUGGUCUUAUUGGACCUAAUCAUUAUGUGCUUUAGAUCAUCUUAUGCCAGCACAUACACAAUGGAACUGGUUGAUAAUGCCGAAACAGCUUUCACGUUUAUUUUUGCGCUUGAAAUUGUUCUUCGCAUGGUGGGGGCAACAAGUUGGUUAGCGUUCUGGUCAUCGAGGAGAAAUUUGUUUGAUUUAUCUAUUGUGAUCGUUACAUGCAUUAUUCAACUACCAAUAAUCAAAGAUUCCUAUGCUUAUAAAUACCUGACUAUAUUUCAGAUCUUACGAGUCUAUCGUUUGUUUAUCUGCAUCCCACGUGUACGCAGACUGCUGUCUGCAGCUUUAGGUUCUGGUGAAAGUGUUUUGUAUGUCAUGGUAUUUCUAAUUUUGGCGACAGCUUUUUGUGCCACCGUCUUUAUGCAAAUGUUCGGCGGUGAUUAUUUUGAUAUUCUUGCAUUGGAUGAUCCACAGCCCCGCUUUGAUACCUUCUGGGAAGCCUUUGUAUCUCUCAUCGUCGUUUACACAAGUGAGAAAUGGACAGACCUACUAUAUGAUGCAAUGUUUAGCCAGACAGGUCAGGGCUCUAUUUAUGCUGCAGUUGCCAUUUCUUUGUAUUUUGCUUUUGGGCGUUAUAUAAUGUCUGGUCUAUAUAUUGCAGUUGUUCUAGAAAAUUUCGAACUGAACGAUGAUUAUAUCCGCCAUUAUCAAAUCAAAGACUUCAUCCAUCGGCAUCGAUAUAAAGAUAAAAAUCGAGCAGAGACCAUUUUGCUGCGACUCUUUCGUCCUCUGUAUCAUUAUAAUGAAAAGAAGAACAUCCAAGUACGACAGUUACCUAAUAAUCUGACAGUACCGCUUUCCAAGGCUAAUCUGGAAGAGAUCCUGGUCGAUUCGCCUAAAAUGAAUGUUGAUAACGAAGUUAGCAAACCCUCAUGGUUUGAAAAAAAGCUGGCCCCUUUAUAUGCUACUCUGAUAAAAAAGAUACCUUUUAUGAAAGAGAAAGGCAGUGUAAAAACAGCACCUAUAAAUCCUUUUAGUCAUGAUAUUGAUGAAACUCCCGAAGAUUAUGACAUCGUCACAGCAGAAGAAAACCGAGCUGCCAUCGAUCAAAGUAAACCGGUUGUUAACUCGUUGUUCUUCUUUUCAGAACACAAUCAGUUUCGCUACUACUGUAAAAAACUUGUGGGUUCAUCUCGACAUGGGCAAGCCGAAAAGCGUAACUUCUUCAACUGGUUUGUGAUGAUAUGUGUGUUUGUCAGUAUUUUGAUGGUUAUCUUAGAUGAGCCAUCUACACGUUUGCUUAGACAAGACACCUCAAAGCAAGAUGUGUAUGACAUGAUUGAACUCAUCUUAAGUGUUAUUUUCGUGAUUGAAGUCAGUAUUCGUAUUAUUGCUGAUGGUCUUUUGCUUACUCCCAAUGCUUAUCUGCGUAACCAUUGGAAUCAAUUGGAUCUCUGUGUGAUUUUGCUUAACAUUGGCACUAUUUUUAUGAGCACUGAGGAGGUACCGCGUGGUAUUGGUACCUUUCGAAGCCUUCGUAUCUUGCGUCUUAUUCGUUAUUUUAACGGCGUCCGCGAGAUUUUUGUUUCGCUUUUUUAUGCUUUCCCACUCAUGUUUGAUGCAUUGGUAUUUACGGCUCUGGUGCUUCUACCAUUCGCAAUUUAUGGCGUAAAUUUGUUUGGUGGUCUUAUGUGGACAUGCAACGAUGAAUCAGUGUCUAACCGAAGUGAAUGCAUAGGUGAAUUUACUGUAGACAUUGGUGCUUUAAAUGAUCUUACUAUUCUGGUGCCUAGAGCAUGGCAAAAUCCUCAAAAUGGGUUCAUUUCUUUUGACGACUUUCCUCAUGCAUUGCAACAUUUAUUUUCUUUAACAUCCACAGAAGGCUGGGUUGAUUCAAUGUUUAGUGCCAUGAGUACACCUAUGGAUCCGGAUAUUCAACCUGUGUUCGAUUGGAGAUCGAGAACAAUCUAUCAUGGUAUCUUCUACAUCAUUUUCAUGAUAAUUUCUCAGGGUACAAUUCAACUAUUUGUUGGUGUUAUUAUUGAAAAGUUUAAGGAGAGGAAUGGUAUCACUACCCUUACCACGGCUCAAAGACAGUAUAGCGACCUUCAGCGUCUUUUAGCAAGCAUAAGGCCCACCAUCAAAGUUUUCCGUCCGAAAUCGAAAAUUAGACAAAUAUGUUACGAUCUGGUGAAAGAAAAGAAUGGUAAAUUUAAUCGUUUGAUGAUGGUCCUGUAUUGUCUGGUUAUGGUAGCAUUUCGUCUGGGAGAAGGAGUUGAUGCUUUACAAACGUUAUACAAUACAAUCGCUAAAUCAGCUCCCUCUAUUAUACAAGUCUCUGCAGUAUUUAUGGUUUCCAUGUGUCUAUUUGCCAUGCUCUUUAUGGAGUUUUUUGGCCUGACAAAAUAUGGAAUAUAUGGUAACGCUCAUGCCAAUUUCAGAAAUUACGGAAAUGCCUUAUUAAUGCUUAUAAGAGCAACGACUGGUGAAGCUUGGAAUGCUAUUAUUGUCGAUUAUAGUGUUCAGUUUCCUAACUGCAACAAAUCUGACGAUUUUUUUGAGACGGACUGCGGAUCACCAUUUUGGUCCUACUUUUUGUUCGAUAUGUUCUACAUCGUUUGUACUCACAUUUUUUUGAACUUAUUCACAGCUGUUAUCAUCAGUAAUUUCGAAUACACGUACGAAACCAGAACACGGUUUACGAAAAUCACCAAAUCUGAUUUGCGCAUGUUUAAAGAAGCUUGGGCGGACAUAGAUCCCAAUGGAACAGGAUAUAUUCAGAAAAAUGAUGUUGUAGCACUUCUGCGAAAGUUAACAGGGCCCUUCAGGAUACAAAUAUACGAUGAUAGGCAUUCGAUAAGCAAUAUUUUGAAAGUAGGAAAGGCGGACACUACUAAUUUUAGAACCAGCAUGAACGAUUUUCAAUCGCCUGAUAGCUACUAUGAACUUGCUGAAUUUUCAGCAGCUCGAGAAUUUAAUUUGCCGGAAAUAAAUAAGCUACUGCAGAAAAUGGACAGAGAUGAAGUGCGAAGAAGGCGAGUAGAGUUUAAUCUAUACUACAAAGAAAUUUUGAGAUCAGAAACUGCUAAGGGCAUUCCCUUUGCCAGCGUGCUUACCAUACUAUCUUACCGUUUUAUAGAUAUAUCUGCAUCACUAAAAUUGGAUCCACUAAUCGCUCGAUUGGAACAAAUUGAACAAUUGACACAGGAAUACCAUAUCGAAAAAGCUGCAGGAUUCUUCCUCACUCAAGUGCAAAAAAGAAGGUUCGUCCGUGAAUUAUGGAAAAAGCGAGACGAAGAUGAGGUGCAGAAGUUGGGUAUUACCAACCCCAGCCAAUUUGAAUUUGAUAAACAGCAGUAUGACAUGACCAAUGCCAACUCUGAUAUUGUAAACAAUAUAACAACGAUAACUCCACUCACUAUGGUUCCUCGUAUUGUUAUUGAUAAUGCUCAUGUUAAUCCAGACACAUCCAGCGACACUCCUAUGCUAUCAACAGCUGGCACAUUAACUAUCCCACCAUUGUCGCCUUUAUCCGCUAUCUCAAUGGAUAGUCAAUAUAAUGCUUAUUCACCGGGAGGAACAUCACUUAUUGUAGCAUCUGGAACUCCAAACACUUCCCCAUCACCGAUUGAUAGUAGCAGCCAGAACGCCUCUGCUAGCACACUAUCACCUGAAUCGUUAAUACCAUUCACUAGUCCUACGUCGAAAAACAAUUGGUUGUUAAUAGAUGGCAAUGCCGAUAUGCCCUCUGAAUUAUCCGAUAGUUUGUUAAAUAUAAUUGAUCAAAGCGUUUGGUCAGGUAAGUAUAAUUGA
This is a messenger RNA of Mycotypha africana, 4986 nucleotides long. RefSeq names its product Ion transport protein-domain-containing protein. Bases 1 to 4986 code for a protein of 1661 amino acids. Gene Ontology annotation, cellular component: voltage-gated calcium channel complex; membrane. Gene Ontology annotation, molecular function: calcium ion binding; high voltage-gated calcium channel activity. NCBI's taxonomy places the organism in Eukaryota, Fungi, Mucoromycota, Mucoromycetes, Mucorales, Mycotyphaceae. Gene Ontology annotation, biological process: calcium ion import across plasma membrane. The record is from RefSeq and is a predicted model, not a curated record. The transcript has 15 exons.